AUGGAUCUAACCCCUCCUCCCGGCAUAGACCUGAAAGAAUCGAAGCAGGGCCAGCUAUAUGCCAUCUACACUGUGACAUACGCCCUAGCAGUGGCGGCGGUUAUCUUAAGAUUUCUAUGUCGGCUGAGUGUGAAAAGGACUGCCCUAUGGUGGGAUGACUAUAUGAGUCUUCUUGCACUGGUACGAAAGAGUUUUUGUGGUCCCGGACCCGGCCCCAUGGCGCUUCUUCACUAUUUGGCAAGCAUGCUAACGGAAAAAAUUGGGCAGAUAUUCGCGACCGGGAACUAUGUCGAUAUGAUGAUAUGGGUGAAACGUGGUGUCGGAACUCAUAUCUACCGAUGGGGCUUAGCCGGCGUCUCGCACUUCUACAUAAAUCUGUUUGUUUGCGAGAUCUUCUACACGCUAGCUUUAUGUGUGAACAAAUAUUCGAUCCUCCUCUUCUUCUGGCGGAUUUUCAAAAGUACCAGCAUUUCCAUCCCGAUCUACGUGCUGGCGGGCAUAAUUACGGCCUGGGGUUUGGGUGUGAUUCUUACCACUGUCUUUCAAUGCAUACCUCUCGAGGGUCUUUGGAACUACAAUGUUCAAGCGCACUGCGGCGUCGAUAUCAACAACUUUUUCAUUGGAAAUGCAGUACCCAAUAUCAUUACAGACUGGGCCUUGCUCAUUUUACCGCUUCCUUACGUGUGGUCGAUCCACCGCAAUACGGUACAAAAGAUUGCUUUAUGCGCGACAUUUGCGAUUGGAGGCUUUAUAUGCAUCAUUUCUAUUGUCCGUUUGGUCAUCAUGUUAGACGCCUAUAAAGUGCCAUCCAGUGACGUUACGUGGGUGUUUGUUGGCCCUUCAACUUGGACAGCUGUGGAAACGAAUAUUGGAAUUGUUUCAGCCUGCCUGCCCUCUCUUCGCCCUCUGCUCAGAAUGGCGACCCGUAAAAUGGGCUAUGAGGGCAACACAGAGGUUCCUAGCCAUAAGCUCGUCCCGUACUCUGGGUACGCAUCGGGGACAGGGAAGAAUGGCGAGAGAUUCACCAACAGCAGUCAACUCGAUGGUCAGAUUGAUGUGACUACGGAUCUGCGAGUCGAUUAUGGCCCCAGGUACAGCAUGAGAAGUACGUAA
Molecule: messenger RNA, 1113 nt
Organism: Penicillium chermesinum
Lineage: Eukaryota; Fungi; Ascomycota; Eurotiomycetes; Eurotiales; Aspergillaceae
Product: putative integral membrane protein
Exons: 4
Coding region: 1-1113 (370 amino acids)
Source: RefSeq, a predicted model, not a curated record